GAUGCGUGGGGAGAUAGAUUGUGCCUUGAGUCACUCAAUGCCAAAGCUGUAGUUGAGGAGUUGAGAUUUGAUGUGUGAUAAAAUGUUGUUCAAGUAUUAUUACUAUAAUACAAUAUUCCCGUGUAGUAUGCUAUGAUUUCACUUUUAUGUGAAACCUGCUAUUUUAGAAGUUGCUCUGGAUGUGAGAAGUUUAAGACGCCCCUACUUUACACGGCACAGGACGAACUCCUGGAAUAUUUCUGUCGACUUGGGGCGUCCUAAGGUAAGCCUCCUAUGUUUAUACUGGUAUAUUAGGUCCUGUCUCUUGUGAAUGGGACUAUAUCUCUAAGCACUUCCUUCAAUAACUUCAACGAUUUCAGCGGAAUCUAAUCCAACUCUCUAUCGCCUGCAGAUCUAAGAUUAUAAACACUACCUGCACUUGCUUCUUUACAAUAUAAACAGCCAAAGGUAUUUAGAGACCUAGCUCCUGGGGAUCUUACGCUAUAAAUUAAAGUUAUAUCUGUGCAGCCGUCAAAAUUAUGUCCUCCCAAAACUCUAGACGCUCUCAAGUUGGUCAAAGCUCAAGCUCUAGAAAUUUUAGAUAUUCAACAACCCAAGAGAGCAUAGCUCAAAUCAUCGAAUCACUCAACGCGCACCGUGUAAAUACGCUCACGGAGCUCUGUAGAAUUGAGCGAUUAGCUGCAGCUUCCAAUGAAGAGGAGCUACUUCUCAUUCGAGAUGCCUUGACUACAGCUUGGACUUAUUAUGUCACAUCCCACAAUUUACUCAAUGAACUCCGUAAUUUGACGCCAAAUUACACUUUCAGCAACGAUCUACUUGAUGAUGCCAAAUGGAGGGUGGCUAGCGAUUCGAACAGUGACAGAGGUUGGAAUUACGCCUGGCUGAUCUUGACCAAAAUACAUGAUGCCGGGAUGAUCCAAACACAUGCGGAAAGUGAAGCGGCCAAACCCGAGAUGUGGGGAGGUCGGUAUCCAGAAGCCGAGGAGGCAGCUCAGCUCGCUGCUUGCUUUGAGUAUGAGUGGCAGGAAGCCCUGGAUCGAAUGUUGAGACAUUGGAUGACUCCUCCAACUAAUUCUGGAUACUAAACUCAGCAUCUGUGUAUCUCUUGGGUACUUAUGAGCAAGAAAAAUGGCGAUCAACCA
Messenger RNA from Botrytis cinerea B05.10, 1142 nucleotides. RefSeq lists its product as hypothetical. The coding region runs from base 519 to 1085 and encodes 188 amino acids. The record is from RefSeq and is a predicted model, not a curated record. The transcript is spliced from 3 exons. Lineage: Eukaryota; Fungi; Ascomycota; Leotiomycetes; Helotiales; Sclerotiniaceae.